AUGGUGUUGAUGAUCGAUGGGGGUGCAGUGACUUAUGAUGAUGUGCAUGUGAUCUUCACUUGGGAAGAGUGGAUUUUGCUGGAUCCUUCCCAGAAGAGUCUCUACAGAGAAGUGAUGCUGGAGACCUACCAGAACCUCACCGCUAUGGGCUACAGUUGGGGCAUCCAUCACAUUAAAGAAUGUUGCCAAAGUUCUACAAGACAUAGAAGAGCACAUACCAGAAAGAAACCUUAUGACUGUAAUCAAUGUGGGAAAGCCUUUACAAGGCCCAGUCAUCUCCAAUAUCAUAAAAGAACACAUACUGGAGAGAAACCUUAUGAAUGUGAUCAGUGUGUUAGAGCCUUUUGCAAGACUACGUUCUCUCCACUAUCAUAA
This is a messenger RNA of Rattus rattus (black rat), 375 nucleotides long. Its product is annotated as zinc finger protein 120-like. The record is from RefSeq and is a predicted model, not a curated record. The transcript has 4 exons. Gene Ontology annotation, biological process: regulation of DNA-templated transcription. NCBI's taxonomy places the organism in Eukaryota, Metazoa, Chordata, Mammalia, Rodentia, Muridae. The coding region runs from base 1 to 375 and encodes 124 amino acids.